GUUUAAGCCGCGGCGUGAGGUGAAUAGAGGCAGUCGGCUAGCGGCGCUGGGAGAGCGCGGAGGGGCGGGCCCGGUGGUACUGCAGUGAGGGAGGCGAGAAGGAGGGAGAGCGGCUCCAACUGUUGAAUUUUCGCCGAAUCCUCGGCUUCCCUGCGGUCGGCUGGUGCAAUGGAUCUGGUUUGCCGGGGAUCGGCGUUGGCUCCGUGUGCUGCCUGGCUAAGACUGGCGACCGGCUGUUCGGAGGGAGCCACCCACCAAUGAGGCAAAGAAGAGUAUCUCCUUUUCCUUCUGUUUCUUUUGAAAGCCUCUCUACCACAAGUUGCAGAAUUAACUGUGUACUUUGGGUCCGGACUCAAAUAAAGGAGAAAAAUACCCCAAACAGUGCAGAACUGAGGCUCGGAACUAGAUCUGUGAGCUAUGUAUUGGGAACCUAUGUGGGUUUUUUUGUUGUUUUUCCUUUUUUUUUUCUUUUAAUAUGAAAGAUUUCUGAUGUAUUUCACACAUAACACUGAGGAAAGGUGGUUAAAAACACUCAGCAAAGCAGGAGACAGACGCGCCUCUCUGCCAGUGAGUGGAUAACAGCCUUGUUUUCCUGAUCCUCAAUCUCCCGGAGAAAGAGGAUCGGGAAACGCUUCAUCUGCCAGGAGGAGAAGAUCUUUUGCAAAUUUUCUGAUUUUUUGCAAUCCUCCCACUGCCGAAGUCGGACAGCCGAAGUGACUACGAGGGGACUCCAGAGCACGGCAAGCGCUAGUUGAAACGCUGCCGAAGCUGCUGCCCCCGCUCCCCCUCCCCUCCCGCCUUCCUCCCCUCCCGAUUGCUCCCUCCCUCUGAGCUACAUGGUCUAUUUGCUGCCUCGCAUCCUGUGUCUCUGCAGAUGCUUAGAGCAACAGGUUCAGGAACUUAAAAUAUAGGGGUGGGGAGAGAAAAGGAGGAAAAAAAAAAAAAAAAAGGAGACGACGGAGGAGGAGGAGGAAGAACAAACCCAUAGCAGGAGGCAGAGAAGACGGGGACAACCCUGGUCGCCGCUGCAGCUGCUGCAACCGCCACCCCUUCUCGGGGAUGUACCUUUCCAUUUGUUGCUUCUUCCUCUGCUGGGCUCCCGCCCUGUCGCUGAAGAACCUGAACUACUCGGUGCCGGAGGAGCAGGGAGCAGGCACGGUCAUCGGGAACAUCGGCCGCGAUGCGCGACUGGCGGCGGGAGCGGCGGGGGGCGGGAUGCUGCCCGCGGAACGCAGCGCUCCCGGAGGCGGCCCCGGAGGCCGCGGCCCUAAAUCCACCUUCCGGGUGUUGGAAAACUCAGCCCCGCACCUCCUGGACGUGGACGGGGAGAGCGGGCUGCUCUACACGAAGCAGCGCAUCGACCGCGAGGCGCUGUGCCGGCGCAGCACCAAGUGCCAGCUCUCCCUCGAGGUGUUCGCCAACGACCAGGAGAUCUGCAUGAUCAAGGUGGAGAUCCAGGACCUGAACGACAAUGCACCAGCGUUCCCCUCUGACCAAGUGGAUAUGGACAUCUCAGAAAAUGCUGCACCAGGCACCCGCUUCCCCCUCACCAGUGCCCACGACCCGGACGCUGGAGACAAUGGGCUGCGCACCUACCUGCUCACCCGUGAUGACUACGGCCUCUUCUCCCUUGAUGUGAAGUCCCGAGGUGAUGGCACAAAGUUUCCAGAGCUGGUCAUCCAGAAGCCAUUAGAUCGUGAGGAGCAAAGCCACCACACCCUGGUGCUGACGGCAUUGGACGGUGGUGACCCACCACGCUCGGGCACAGUGCAGAUCAACGUUCGCCUCAUUGACUCCAAUGACAACAGCCCCAUCUUUGAGGCAGCUUCCUAUGUGGUAGAGCUGCCUGAGAAUGCACCACUGGGCACUGCUGUCAUUGACCUUAAUGCCACUGAUGCCGAUGAGGGUACCAACGGAGAGGUGCUCUACUCUUUCAGUGGCUAUGCACCUGAGCGUGUCCGCGACCUGUUUAGCAUCGACCCACAGAGCGGCCUCAUCCGUGUCAAGGGUAACCUGGACUAUGAGGAGAGUGGCCUCAUUGAGAUCGACGUCCAGGCUCGGGACUUAGGGCCCAAUCCCAUCCCUGCUCACUGCAAGGUCACUGUCCGCCUCAUUGACCGCAAUGACAAUGCACCCACCAUUGGCUUUGUCUCUGUUCGCCAGGGAGCACUGAGUGAGGCUGCCCCACCAGGCACUGUCAUUGCCCUGGUGCGGGUCACUGACCGAGACUCGGGCAAGAAUGGACAGCUCCAGUGCCGAGUACUGGGUGGUGGCGGUGGGCCAGGAGCUGUUCCUUUUACCCUGGAGGAAAACUAUGACAACUUCUAUACUGUUGUCACUGACCGGCCCCUGGACCGUGAGGCACAGGAUGAGUACAAUGUGACCAUUGUGGCACGUGAUGGGGGCAACCCCCCUCUCAACUCCACCAAGUCGUUUUCUGUCCGGAUCCUUGAUGAGAACGACAACCCACCCCGCUUCAGUAAGAACCUCUAUGUGUUACAGGUCCCUGAGAACAACAUUCCUGGAGAGUACCUGGGCUCUGUCUUGGCUCAGGACCCUGACCUGGGCCAAAAUGGGACAGUUUCUUACUCCAUUUUGCCCGGGCAUGUGGGAGAUGUCUCUAUCUACACCUAUGUCUCUGUCAACCCUACCAAUGGUGCUAUCUAUGCCCUGAGAAGCUUCAACUAUGAGCAGACAAAGCACUUUGAGUUUCGUGUGCUGGCCAAAGACUCGGGUUCACCCCACCGUGAAAGCAAUGCCACAGUGCGUGUCACUGUGCUUGAUGUCAAUGACAAUGCACCCCUCAUCGUCUUGCCUGCCCUCAUCAAUGACACCGCUGAACUGCAGGUGCCUCGCAAUGCUGGGGUGGGCUACCCCGUGGGCACCGUCCGUGCCCUGGACAGUGACUUUGGGGAGAGUGGGCGCCUCACAUACGAAAUUGUGGAAGGCAAUGAGGAACACCUCUUUGAGAUGGACCCUACUAGCGGUGAGAUACGCACCUUGCAUCCCUACUGGGAAGAACUCAGCCCUGUUGCUGAACUGGUGGUAAAAGUCAGUGACCAUGGCAAGCCCAGCCUCUCUGCAGUGGCUAAGCUCAUUGUCAGGGCCUUGGCAGGGCCCCUGCCAGAGGCUGGCGAGCCACAGGUGAACGGUGAGCAGCAUCGGCGACCACACUGGGACUUGUCGCUGCCCCUGAUCGUGACGCUGAGCACUGUGUCCAUCAUCUUGCUGGCUGCCAUGAUUGCUAUUGCUGUGAAGUGCAAGCGAGAGAACAAGGAGAUCCGCACCUAUAAUUGUCGCAUUGCUGAGUAUAGCCACCCUCAGCUGGGAGGAGGGGGAGGCAGUGGCGGGGGAGGAGGAGGCAGUGGCAGUGGAGGGGGCAAGGGCAAGAAGAAGAAGAUCAGCAAGAAUGACAUUAUGCUGGUGCCCAGUGAGGGCGAGGACAGCCGGGGCCCCCUCAAUGUCAUGAACGUGGUGAGCAGCCCAUCCCUGGCCACCUCACCCAUGUACUUUGACUACCAGACCCGCCUGCCCCUCAGCUCUCCCAGGUCUGAGGUGAUGUACCUGAAGCCCGCCUCCAACAACCUGACUGUACCCCAGGGACAUGUGGGCUGCCACACCAGCUUCACAGGGCAAGGGACUAACGCAAGCGAGGCUCCCCAGAGCCGGAUGUCCAUAAUUCAGACAGACAAUUUUCCCGCAGAGCCCAAUUACAUGGGCAGCAGGCAGCAGUUUGUUCAAAGUAGCUCCACGUUCAAGGAUCCAGAAAGAGCCAGCUUGAGGGACAGCGGGCAUGGGGACAGUGAUCAGGCUGACAGUGACCAAGACACUAACAAAGGCUCCUGCUGUGACAUGUCUGUUAGGGAGGCACUCAAGAUGAAAACUACUUCAACUAAAAGCCAGCCACUUGAACAAGAACAGCAAGGCAGAGGCCAAAGACCCAUUGUUGGGAUCUGUGGACCAGCCCGCUGUGAGGAUGGAAAAUUUUCAGAGCAAGAAGAAUGUGUUAACUGCACAGAUGAAUGCAGAGUGCUUGGUCAUUCUGACAGGUGUUGGAUGCCACAGUUCCCUGCAGCUAGUCAGGCUGAGAAUGCAGAUUAUCGCACAAAUCUCUUUGUACCCACAGUUGAAGCUAAUGUUGAGACUGAGACAUACGAAACUGUGAAUCCCACCGGGAAGAAGACUUUUUGUACCUUUGGGAAAGACAAGAGAGAGCACACUAUUCUCAUUGCCAAUGUUAAACCUUACUUAAAAGCCAAACGUGCCCUGAGUCCUCUGCUUCAGGAGGUUCCCUCAGCAUCGAGCAGCCCAAACAAGACAUGUAUUGAGCCUUGCACCUCAACAAAAGGACCACUGGAUGGUAGUGAAGUGAAAUCAGGAGCCUUGGCUGAACCAAGCAGCCAGUACUUGUCAACUGACAGUCAGUAUCUUUCACCUAGUAAACAGUCAAAAGACACUCCCUUCAUUGCAUCAGAUCAGAUGGCUAGGGCCUUUGCAGAUGUGCAUUCCCGAGUGAGCCGAGACUCGAGUGAGAUGGACUCUGUUCUGGAGCAGUUAGAUCGUUCAGCCCGGGAUCUAGGCAGAGAGUCGGUGGAUGCCGAGGAAGUUGUGAGAGAAAUCGACAAGCUCUUGCAGGACUGUCGGGGAAGCGACCCUGUGGCUGUCAGAAAGUGAGGGGAAAAAUAAGGACAGGCUGGCAGUUGUGUUCCACUUCUGCUGAUUAAAAGUAAAUCAUUAAGUAAAUCCCCUGGUUGUAACAGAUUUACAGGAAUGAAGGAAGACCAAUGCUGCUUUAAGGCUUUUAGUGAACAUCUGAAGUGCCCACAAGUAUGUUCUUUUCACUGCUCUUUCUUUUUGACAGAUGACGCUGGUUUCAUUUUGUCCAAACUUUGAUUAGGACAGAGUCAAGUACACUAAGAACAAAAUGAAAGAAGGAAAGACGGUGCCAUUUUGACAAUCUGAUAGGAAGGUAUGAGAAAGAUGGAAUGGAAAUAAGUCUAAUAUUAUAAGACUGUCCUCAAUAGCUGAUGCUGAUUUUACUGUUUACGUAUAAACCCCAAGAAAAACAGGGUUGAAUAAUUCUGAUCUGUGGUGGAUUUCCAGCAGUCACCGCAGACUUCUACUGAAAGUCCUAAAAUGAGUUCUUGUAGUAGUCCAAGUGACACCAAACAUUAACAUUCAUUUGUGGUAAACAUUUAUGUACAAAGUUACCUGCCACAAAUCUAUACAAAAAAAAGAAAAAAAAAAAAAGAAAAAAAAAGAAAAAAAGAACAAGAAAACAAAAAA
Molecule: messenger RNA, 5286 nt
Organism: Pezoporus flaviventris
Lineage: Eukaryota; Metazoa; Chordata; Aves; Psittaciformes; Psittacidae
Gene: PCDH17
Product: protocadherin 17
Exons: 6
Coding region: 1060-4674 (1204 amino acids)
Biological process (GO): homophilic cell-cell adhesion
Cellular component (GO): plasma membrane
Molecular function (GO): calcium ion binding
Source: RefSeq, a predicted model, not a curated record